Molecule: messenger RNA, 243 nt
Organism: Ostertagia ostertagi
Lineage: Eukaryota; Metazoa; Nematoda; Chromadorea; Rhabditida; Trichostrongylidae
Source: the annotation of a GenBank genome assembly
AUGGGAGCUGUUAUCAAAUUCGAAAUCGAUAGUGGCAAACUCUUUUCAAAAAGUGACGACAAGCCAGUUAAGUUCUCGGAUCGUAUCAAAUGCGUAACUAAGAAAGAUGACAAGGAUAAGGACGGGUACCAGUUCUUAUUGGAAAUCCAUGGACCACAAAAGGAGGACGAAGCUAAAUACAAAUGUGUUGUAAAGAAUGCCGAAGGACAGAAUCAGCAAUCGCUCAACCUCGUCUUUGACUAA